Cetraspora pellucida is the source of this 204-nucleotide messenger RNA. The record is from the annotation of a GenBank genome assembly. Lineage: Eukaryota; Fungi; Glomeromycota; Glomeromycetes; Diversisporales; Gigasporaceae.
AUGAACCUCAAUUUUAUUAGUCAAUUGGAAACUAAUGAUGUCACAAUGAUGUAUUUUGACAAAAUCUUAACCGUAUCGGCAAUAUCAGCUAUAUCGGCUAUGUUGGCUAUUUCGGCUGUUAAUCAUGCUAGUACUGAAUUUUCUUCACAAAAUAACAGUUGUUUAACAUACAUAAAUGCUUCAAUCUCGAGUCCAAAAAUAUAA